CUUUCUAUGAAUUUCUGUAAAACCUAAACAUUUUACAUACAAAACUUAUCCACAUAAAAAAAACUAUAACCAUGUCCAAACGACGCAUUUGCUGCAUAGUUUCCGCAAUCAUUUUUGUCCUCUUCGCCAUCUUCAUCGCCGCUUUGAUCCUUGCGCAAGUGUUCAAACCAAAACAUCCGAUUUUACAAACCGUCUCUUCAACUGUUGAUGACAUAUCUACAAAUAUAUCACUACCAUAUGAGGUCCAACUAAAUUUCACUCUUACACUUCAGAUGCUGCUCAAGAAUCCUAAUGUUGCGGAUUUUGAAUACAAGACAGUGGAAAAUUUGGUUUAUUACAGGGAUACACUAGUGGGAAAUCUCACUCUUCCUUCGAGCACAUUACCUGCCAAAGGUUCAGUGCUUUUGGCAUGUCCUCUUUUUCUUCAGCUCGAUAAAUUUGUCGCGAAUUUAGGUGAUAUCGUGCAAGAUGUAUUGCAUGGAAAAAUUGUGAUGGAGACAAAGGCAAGAAUGCCAGGAAAAAUCACGUUGUUGGGAAUCUUUAAGAUACAUUUGGAUUCAAUAUCGCAUUGCAACCUUGUACUUGGCUUUCCUUCGAUGGAAGUGGUGGAUCAAGUAUGUGAUCUCAGCACUAAGCUGUAAAUAGUUUAUGUUUUUCAGGUAAACAUAGGCUUAAGAGGGCAGAUUAAUUCUAGCUAGUUUCCUGUAAUAAUGAAGAUUGUAGUCUUCAUCAUUGUUCUUUUAUCAACUCCAUUUUUGUGAGUUCUUGAAAUUAAGUGUUUCCAUUUGAAUUUGAAAUAAUGAAUAUUAUUACGAUGA
Molecule: messenger RNA, 818 nt
Organism: Arabidopsis arenosa
Lineage: Eukaryota; Viridiplantae; Streptophyta; Magnoliopsida; Brassicales; Brassicaceae
Source: the annotation of a GenBank genome assembly